UAAAAACAAAUCAAAGUUUUAAUAAUACAAUGAUUUGAAGCAAUAAUAUCACCAAAUGUUAACAAUUUGUGCCAUAAUUUGGUGACAAUUGAAUUGAUGACCAGUUGUGGCGACAAAAUGAUGUCCAGUUCAGAGGAAACAACACCAGAUUAUAUGGAUAGUGAGGACAGGGAUGACAUCGAGGACAGGGAUGACAUCGAGGACAGGGAGGUCACGGAAGAGCAUAGCUUUGAAAAUCCCAAUUAUAGGAAACUAUACGCCGCGCUGUCUAUCAACUCAAUGAUGGGUAAUAAUCAACACUUGAAAGACAACCAAAGUAUGCAUCAAAACAACACUCAAGACCAACAAACCAAUGGAUCAACUGAUGGUGAACUACCACUUGGAUGGGAACGACAUGAAGACGAAGAGGGACCAUAUUAUUGGCACAUUCCUAGCGGUCAUAUUCAGAGACAACCACCUGUUGGUGACAAACAAGUUGAUGCUAAAAGAGAUUCACUUAUUUAUUUGGAAGACUUGGACCAAGUGAUUGAUCCCAAUGCCGGUCAUACCAGUGCUGAUCACAAUGAUUCAGAAGUGAACAAAUCAUUAACCUUUUUAGUCAAUUCGUUGGGUUGGAUGGAAGUGGAAGAAAGCCAACUGACAUCAGCCACCAGUUCUAAACUGAUCCAAAAGUGUAUCAUUGAAUUGAGUACAAGAGGUGAUAAUAAUGCUGUCCGUUGUUGGGGUCGACAAACACAGCAAUUGAUUCUUAAGAUAGACAACUCGUGUCUUAAGUUAUACGAUUUGAGUGGCAAUACUCUACUUAAUAGUCACACAAUUCAAGGUUUAAAGGUUUGGGGCGUUAAUGAUAACAACGAUUUUGCUUUUAUUGCUAAACACACCAAUGAUAUCGACAGCAAUGAUAUUAACUGUCAUAAGAGCGGUGACAGCGAUAUUAAUCAGAAGAGUCCUCUUCUUCCUUCAGGUGUUUCCAAUGAACUCAAAUGCCAUGUCUUUCAUUGUGAAGACGAUGACAAUAGUGCCCAAAGGAUAGCCACAUAUCUUCGCGAUGAAAUGAUUCGCUUGAAAUCCAGUGAUGAAUCUCAUAAUAUGUGGUCAUCACCAGCUCAGAGGCCAAAGAAUUUGUUUCUUUAUGAAAGCAGCAGAAGUUCGUCAACGUUGGCGACGCCGACUGCCAUUGAAUUUCCGACGCCUAUUGAAGAACCGCGAAAAACAAUUAGUGCCAUAUAUUUGGGAAAAAUCAAAGUAUUGAAACCAAUGGGAAUCGAUAUACUUAAUAAAGCCAUUGAAGAAGUCAUCUUUAAUGAUAACAAGGACUCAUCAGUCAAGAGAUAUAAUACACAAGUAUUUAUUCACAUUUCGCCAUCAAAUAUAACUAUUGAAUCCAAAGAUUCUGCUGAAUAUCUUGCAGAAUGUCGAGUCAGGUAUUUAUCAUUUUUGGGCAUUGAUAGCAAUAAUGUAAAAAAUUGUGGAUUCAUUAUGCAAAUCGAUGACAACCAGUUUGAGGCGUUAUGUUUUGAAUGUGAGCCCAGUUCUGGAGCUUUCUGUAAGACUAUUGAGGCCGCCUGUAAGCUCAGGUAUCAAAAGUGUUUGGACGCUCACAGACAGCGAUUGGCAACAAAUAGCACUACUUCACCACAAAAUACAUCUCGUAUUAAAUCCACGAUAUAUAAUGUGUUCUCAAAAAUAUCUAAUAAUAUUAUGAAACAUUAAAAUCUUAAAUAUAAAUUUAUGUUGAUAUUUGUAGGA
Messenger RNA from Oppia nitens, 1749 nucleotides. Its product is annotated as protein Fe65 homolog. The coding region runs from base 97 to 1713 and encodes 538 amino acids. Gene Ontology annotation, cellular component: cytoplasm; nucleus. Lineage: Eukaryota; Metazoa; Arthropoda; Arachnida; Sarcoptiformes; Oppiidae. The transcript has 2 exons. The record is from RefSeq and is a predicted model, not a curated record. Gene Ontology annotation, biological process: regulation of DNA-templated transcription. Gene Ontology annotation, molecular function: amyloid-beta binding; transcription factor binding.